Molecule: messenger RNA, 2202 nt
Organism: Epinephelus lanceolatus (giant grouper)
Lineage: Eukaryota; Metazoa; Chordata; Actinopteri; Perciformes; Serranidae
Gene: xrra1
Product: X-ray radiation resistance associated 1
Cellular component (GO): nucleus
Molecular function (GO): protein binding
Source: RefSeq, a predicted model, not a curated record
GCUAGGAUACUGAGCACUACAGUGUAGCUCCGGAUCAAAAUAUAUUGUAGCAAGUAGCCGUGCCAGUUCACCUCGUGAAGAGCGUAAUUAACACUUGCAUAAAAAGUUGUUUGUGAUGAGUGGAUUUCACAGGCGAGCAAGAUGACUGCAGCAGCGUCCUAUAAAUUUGAUCAUGGACACAGCAAUCCUACCAAAUGUUUCCCAACCCGGACAUUCCUGCGUCGAAGGAAAGAAGGUGCUGGUCAUUGGCUUGUGGCUUACAGAAAGGCAGAGAAACAGAAACACAGGAACGUGCACAGACGAAUAAAAGAGACUUGUAAAGAAUAUGAUAGCAACAGAGGGGCUGGUUCUCCUCAAGGUAACACAUUAGACGGACCUUUCCUGCUCCAGUUACACUGUGUUGAUAAGCCGUAUGAGCUCUGUGCUGUUGACAUCAGUGAGCAGAAACUGAACUCUGUUAAGCAUGAAGAACUCAAGGUGUUUGAUAAUGUAGCCUACAUCGAUGCAUCCAUUAACUCCCUCUCUUUAGGGUCUUUCAGCAGUUUCGUGUCUUUAAGAGAGCUCUCUCUGUCAUUAAACGGGAUCAGCAAUAUGACGUUUCAAGCUAGUGACUUUCCUCAUCUUAAGGUUUUGGAUUUGUCCUACAACUCUUUGUCAGCUGAUGAUAUUGUUUCCAUUGGGCAGCUUCCACGUCUAAAAGUCCUUCAUCUGACUGGAAAUCAGCUUCAUCAUCUUCCUCCUGAUCUGGGUUCUUCCAACCAUGACACCACUCAGCUGCCACCCAAAGAAGAAGACACACAGUUUAAAGCUCUUGAAGUCCUGAUGCUUGAUGAUAACAGACUGACCUCUGGAGUCUUCAACAGUCUUGCAAACCUCAGGAGGCUAAGGUUUUUAAACCUACAGGGGAACCGCAUUUCUGAAAUCCCAUAUUUGCAGCUGACGGGGUGUUCAAAACCAUGGCAGACUUCUAUUGAAGAGCAUGCUGGAGAAGAGGGACUUGCCCACACUGAACCAAAUCCUGACACUGGUGAAAAUUUCAAGACAAUCUCACAGAUCGCUCACAAGAAAAACUGGGACAACCACCUCAAAGGAUCCAAUUUCCCACUACCAGAGCUUCAGUUCCUGAAUUUAGCUGACAACAAGAUUGCCGAGGAAGAAGCAGUGAUGGCUGUCAGUCUUUUCCCGAUGCUCAGAGAAAUUGACCUUCACUCCAACCCUCUGACCACAAAGAGAAGUGGAGACCCUCCGUUACUGGCCUACUACCUCCAAGAGAGACUGGGGAUAACGAUAAAGCGUAAGAAGACACAGGAAGUUGUGAAGCACCCACUGAAGGUGUCCACUGAUCCAAAAUGGAAGGUGGAAGAAAAAAUCCCAAAGGUGUUGAAGAAGCCAGCAUUGAUGAACGCACCCUGUCCUUCUCAAACUCAUGUUGAGAAAAGUGAGGCGACUGUCGAGAGAACACAAGAAUCAGAGGGCGAGAAUAGCUGGGACGACACCCUCCAAGAAAACACAGAGCCCUUCUUUGUUACUCAGGCAACAGAUGUUCCCAAGUACGAGUUUGAUCUCCAACCUGGUGAAAAAGAAACCGCAGAAAACAAGGACGAUAUCAUUCCUGAAAAAUUCCCAUGCUACAAAAUGUUGAUGGAUGCGAAACCAAACCCUGAUGUGGUGGAGCCCGUUGCAGGAAUUCAGACCACUGUUCGGAUGCUGGAACACGCACUGAAGAAUCUUAAUAUUUACAGAGACUCUAAACCAAAACUUGAUAGUAUCCAGACGCCAUACAGAGGAAGAGAGAGAAGGAUUAAAAACCUUCCACCUUUGAAGCCAAUAAAACACCCCACUGAAAGGGUCCAUGAACUGAUCAAGGAAAUCAAAGAGAGUACGACGAUCAGAGAAGUCCCCUUAAGCAGUGCCAUACAUGGCACAGGCGUUAACAAGCAAGAGCAUAAGGAAGCUCUGUCCCUGCUGAGUGACAUCAAGACUAAGCACAGGAUGGUGUAUAAGAAAUCAAUGGAACAAGCAGCCAGCAUCAAGUCUGAUAGGAACACCAACCAAAGCAGAGCAGACCCCUCAUCUGUGCAGACGCUUUAAGUCAUAUUCAACUGUGGUUUUCUUACUGUCUUGAUUAACAACUUGUUGAUGUUGAAUGAUUGAUUGAUUGAUUGAUUGAAAACAAACUCAUCUUUCACAAAUAAAAGUAUA